ACUGAAGGAAGAUUCACUCUAUUUUGUGAUAAACAUGAAGAUCUCAUAAUCUUCAUCAGAGAUCUAAAGACACAGGAUUCUGGAACAUACCGGAUUGGUGUUGAUGGUAAAUGGUCUGUUGAUAUGAUUCUGAAAGUGAAAGAAGAUUCAUGUUGUGGGGCGUCACAGAGAGUGAUGGUGAAUACUGGACAAACUGUCAUCUUCACCUGUCAAUAUUCACAAGAUUAUAAAUCUAAGAAAAAGAUCAUAUUUAAAGAGAGAAAAGACUCCAUUGAGACGAUCUACAACACAUGGAAUCAGAAAGAGAGAUUCAGUAUUUCUGAUGACAAAUAUAAUAAUCUCUUCAGUGUGAGAAUGACUGACGUGAGAUCAGAAGAUGCAGGAGUUUAUUUAUGUGGAGUUCGGCUUUACAGAUAUUCCUACACCUACUGGAUUCUUACUGCUGUUAAUCUUCACAUUAUGAGUAAAGUGGGUGUGGUCAGAGUGAGCGGAUACUCAGCAGGUGGAAUCAUCUUCAAGUGUCAUCACCAUCAAUUCAAAAGCAACACAAAAUAUGUGUGUAAAGAAUCAGAUGGAUGUUGUGAGAGGAAGUAUCCAUCAGUUCAGGAUCAAUGGAUGGACAAUGGAGAUGUUUGUCUAUAUGACGACACCAGAGCAGGAGUCUUGAUGGUGUAUUUUAGAGAGCUGAACGCUGGACAUGCUGGAACAUACAGGUGUGGAGUGAAUCCAUCUCAAUAUACUGACACAUUCACUCAAGUCCAGCUCCACAUUAAAGACGUUCCAGUUUUGUCUCAUUGGUGGGUGAAUAAAUCUGUUUCUGUUGGUGAUGAAGUCAAUAUUACCUGUCAGAUCCCAGAGGAACAUCAAUUCAGCCCAAAACUCUUCUGUAAAGAGGAUGAAAAUCACAUUUGUCAAACCGUCAGCAGAUCUGAAGUGAAACUAAAUGAUUUCUCUGAUAAAAGUGUUUUUACUGUGAUCAUCAGUGAUGUGACAGUGAGAGAUGCUGGAGUUUACUGGUGUGGAGCAGAAACCAGUCACACAGAUUUCACUUUCAUCUCUCUCACCACUAAAGUUCAACUCAAACUCAACAGUAAAGUGGGUAAUUUCGGAGUGACCGGCUACAUAGGAGGUGGAAUCAUCUUCAAGUGUCAUCACCAUCAAUACAAAAGCAACACAAAAUAUGUGAGUAAAGAAUCAGAUGGAUGUUGUGAGAGGAAGUAUCCAUCAGUUCAGGAUCAAUGGAUGGACAAUGGAGAUGUUUGUCUAUAUGACGACACCAGAGCAGGAGUCUUGAUGGUGUAUUUUAGAGAACUGAACGCUGGACAUGCUGGAACAUACAGGUGUGGAGUGAAUCCAUCUCAAUAUACUGACACAUUCACUCAAGUCCAGCUAGAUAUUAAAGACGAUCCAGUUUUGUCUCAUUGGUGGGUGAAUAAAUCUGUUUCUGUUGGUGAUGAAGUCAAUAUUACCUGUCAGAUCCCAGAGGAACAUCAAUUCAGCCCAAAACUCUUCUGUAAAGAGGAUGAAAAUCACAUCUGUCAAACCGUCAGCAGAUCUGAAGUGAAACUAAAUGAUUUCUCUGAUAAAAGUGUUUUUACUGUGAUCAUCAGUGAUGUGACAGUGAGAGAUGCUGGAGUUUACUGGUGUGGAGCAGAAACCAGUCACACAGAUUUCACUUUCAUCUCUCUCACCACUAAAGUUCAACUCAAACUCAUCAUAUUUGGAGAUGAAGGAGGAUCUGCUCAGAUCAUCUGUCCUUAUGAUCCCAUCUAUAACUCAACAUCAAAAAAACUGUUGAAGAGUUGUACAGAUACAAAUACUCUCAUGGAGAUGAACAGAUGGAGUGUGAAUGAUGACAUGACAGCAAGUGUGUUUAGUGUGAACAUCACUGGACUGACAGCAGAGGAUGCUGGGAAAUACUGCUGUGCAGUGACAUUAGAAACAGACGUGAUUUAUCUUUACACUCAUCUCAUUAUUAUCAUCAAACAGGAACUUCUCUUGAAUAAGAGUGAAGGAGACAACAUGUCAAUGGAGUGCAAACAUCACGCUGAAUAUCAGAAAGUCUUCUGUAAAGCACAUGAAGUCUCAAUGUGUGUCAAUGAUGGAGUUUCAUUACAGUCAAUCAGAGAUGAUGGAUUCUCUUUAAGUGAUGAAACAUCUACUGGAGUCUUUACUGUAAACAUCAGUCAUCUGAGAGAAGAGCAUUCUGGGAUAUACUGGUGUGGAUCUCACAUCAUCACUAAAGUGCAUCUCGAAGUCAAAACAAGUGUUUUUGAAAAGAUCAUUGCUGGUAUCUGUGUGACCCCGCUGCUGAUCAGCGCAUUGAUCCUGAUAUUAUAUAAAUUUAGAUAUCUCAAGACUCGAGGCAGCAAACAAUUACAGUGUACUUGA
Molecule: messenger RNA, 2391 nt
Organism: Triplophysa dalaica
Lineage: Eukaryota; Metazoa; Chordata; Actinopteri; Cypriniformes; Nemacheilidae
Product: polymeric immunoglobulin receptor-like
Exons: 10
Coding region: 124-2391 (755 amino acids)
Source: RefSeq, a predicted model, not a curated record